AUGGCGAAAUAUGGAUAUGCCACAAUAAACACAAAAACAAUGGACACCUCCAAGUUUCUUGCAAGAUUUUUUGAGUUGCUUUAUGAUGAAGAGGUAAUCGAAUUACUGCGGUCACAGACAGAACAAAAUGCAAAGCAGGAAGGACACGUCAAUUUCAAAGUUAGUUCUGACGACAUCAAGCGAUUCGUAGGUAUCCUAUUAUUAUCUGGCUACUAUGGUGUUGUUCGAUACAGAAUGUGUUGGGAGCAAAGCAUUGACUGUCAUCAUCCUAGUGUAGCAGUAUGUAUGUCAAGAAAUAGGUUUAAAGAACUACUGCGAUUUUAUCACGCAUGCGACAACACUAACCUACAGCCAGGAGACAGAUUUUGUAAGGUAAUAUUUUCCGCAGUGCUUGCACUUACGACUGCUCUCCCUCAGAGGAAAAUUUCGUUGAAGUCAGUAUCAGGACUGAACGAUCAACAGACAGUUGAACAGAACUACAACUACCAAGCAGAAUACAAACAAUCAGAGUACAGACCGCUCAAGCCCAUUGAAGAUUUCACACCAAAAGUAGAGUUAGAGACCUCCACGUAUAUUCCUAUUAUAAGUUUUGAUAAAGCACAGGAUACCGAUGGAAGCUACAAGACUUCAUAUGAAACUGGUAACCACAUCUAUGCCGAAGAACAGGGUUACUUUAAGUCAGUCGGGGAAGACAAAGACGCGUUGGUACAAGAAGGUUCAUAUUCAUACACAGCCCCUGACGGUCAAGUCAUCAACAUCGAAUACACCGCCGACGAACUUGGCUUCCGGGUCAAGGGUGACCACAUCCCAACCCCACCACCAGUAUCGCCUGAAAUUCAAAAAGGCCUUGAUCUCAUUUACGCAGGCAUUAAAGCCAAACAGGAACGCGCUGAGAUAGAGGCCAAGAACAAUCCUGAAGCAGCCAGGCAGCAAGAAGAGAGAGCAGCUCUUGACUACAAAGGUCUCUACUACGAGCAGUAG
This is a messenger RNA of Parnassius mnemosyne (clouded apollo), 981 nucleotides long. The record is from the annotation of a GenBank genome assembly. NCBI's taxonomy places the organism in Eukaryota, Metazoa, Arthropoda, Insecta, Lepidoptera, Papilionidae.